AUGGUCGGCCUCGAUGCAGCCGGGAAGACAACCAUUUUAGACAAGCUGAAGCUCGGCGCCGCGCGCGAAACGGUGCCGACGAUCGGCUUCCAUGUGGAGACGGUGGACUACCGCAACGUGACGUUUCACCUGUGGGACGUCGGUGGGCAGAAGCGGCUGCGCACGCUGUGGAGGAUGUACUACGAAGGCGCCAACGCCGUUAUCUUCGUCGUUGACAGCAAUGAUCGCGCGCGUGUCAGCGAGGUGCGUGAAGAGCUGCGGACGCUCUUGUCAGACCCGCUGCUGGCCGGCGCAGCAUUACUGGUGCUGUGCAACAAGCAAGACCUGCCGCAUCGGCUGACGCCUGCAGAGCUCGUAGAAGGGUUAGGCUUUCGUGACCUCUCCGACAACGGUCUGGGACGCUACCUGGCCGGCCACAAGUGGUACGUCCAAGGAUGCUGUGCUCAAACAGGUGACGGCUUAUACGAAGGGCUGGACUGGAUGUGUUCUCACCUCCCGGACAGUGUUUAG
This is a messenger RNA of Leishmania mexicana MHOM/GT/2001/U1103, 510 nucleotides long. RefSeq names its product putative ADP-ribosylation factor. The transcript has a single exon. Gene Ontology annotation, cellular component: cytoplasm. The coding region runs from base 1 to 510 and encodes 169 amino acids. The record is from RefSeq and is a predicted model, not a curated record. Gene Ontology annotation, biological process: intracellular protein transport; vesicle-mediated transport. Gene Ontology annotation, molecular function: GTPase activity; GTP binding. Lineage: Eukaryota; Euglenozoa; Kinetoplastea; Trypanosomatida; Trypanosomatidae.